AUGGAGGCGGCUGGGCGCAGGCAGCCCUCGAGGCGGGGAGGCCGCUGGCUGCCGGGCCUCCUGGUGCGCCUGCUGCUCUGGGGCUCCCCGGGGACCUGGGCGAGCUACCUGAGGAGGUCAUCCAGCUGCACGGCCAUCCCACGGGGCAUGGCGCUGUGCUACGACAUCGGCUACUCCGAGAUGAGGAUCCCCAACCUGCUGGAGCACGAGACCAUGCCCGAAGUGAUCCAGCAGUCUUCCAGCUGGCUGCCCUUGCUGGCCAGGGAGUGCCAUCCCGACGCCAGGAUUUUCCUCUGCUCCCUCUUUGCCCCGAUCUGCUUGGACAGGCUCAUCUACCCCUGCCGCAGCUUGUGCGAGACCGUCAAGAGGAGCUGCGCGCCCGUCAUGGCUUGUUACGGCUACCCCUGGCCCGAAAUCCUCAACUGCGACAAGUUUCCUGCAGACCAUGAGCUGUGCAUCUCGGCAGUCUCCACGGACGAAAGCUCCUCCAGCAGGAGAACAGUGCCCCGAGCCAGCUGCAAGGACUGCGAGCUUGAGGAGGCCAGCACCGCCAGGGAGAUCCUGGAAAACCUCUGCGCCAACGACUUCGCGGUGAAAAUCCGAAUCCUCAGGAAGAACACGACCACAACAGUCUCGGACUUUGACCUGGACCCCUCCAAGGUGGAGGUCCUGAAGCACGGCCCGCUCCUCCGAACCGAGAUCCCAGGCAGGCUCCAGCAGUGGCUAGACAUAGACGCUACCUGCGCCCACAACAUCAUGAGAGGCACUCACGCAGGGGUCUUCGUUGUCAGCGGAGAGGUGCAGAGCGACAAGGUGGUGGUGAACAAGGCCUACGCCUGGCAGAAGAAGAACAGGAACCUGCACCAGGCAGUGCGGAGGUGGAAACAUCACCGCUGCCCCGAGCAGGCUGGCAGGAAGGUCUGAAAACCUCGACUUCAACAAGGAGAAACCGCUCCCUUUCCUACGGCUAGAAAACUCCUCUUCCUGGCAGUUGGUCUUCCGGAGAUGCACAGUAUUUUUAGGCGAUUCAAAGCAGUCAUAGCCAGCAGAUAGGGCCUCACCACAGAUCCCUGACAGAUCCCUAGAACUGUUUUACUGAGACAGAGCUCACGGACACAGCCUUAACACACUGCUCUCUCAAGGUUCUGCAAACCCAGGACUUACGAUAACAUUGAUCUUGCCCGAGUGCGGGCUCACUUUCUGUCCAGAAAUGAUACUAAAGUUUCCCUGACCGAUUAGAGAUGCUUUUUAUGUAACGGAGCAAAUACUUUACUUUUGAACAGCCUGAAGUAAAUUAUAGGGGGAGAGGAACCCACCCAGGCAAUGCCUGGCCCCUUAAAAAUUAAUGCGAACCUCAUCUCCUGAGCAGUCUUUCAGGCUGUCCCUUCAGCUUGCUGCUUGAGCGUUCACGGGCAUCUGCACAGGCAAAAGGAAACAGCCCUCCUUGAGCAGGAAAGGCACACAGCAGAGAGAGAUGAGGAUUUUUGCUCCAGUGGGAACACUUUUUUUACAUUAGAAGUUCAGUUUGGAUCAGAAGAUUCUGGUAACUGCAGAAUUACUGAAGGUACCACCAGAGCCUUGAGAGAGCAGAGCAGGGCUGGGACCUCAGCUGCUGGAACAGCUCCGCUUCGGUUUGCAGCAGCGGUUUGCCUGGGGCUCGGAGGGGAGCCCCAGCCCAGCAGCAGGUAUUUCUGCACAACCUGAAACUCCCUUCUUUGCAGAUCUUCUCCCUGCCACCUCAGAAAUGUUAUGCAUCUUCCUGGCCUUCUCUCUGCAUGCAGAAAAGACAGAAAAUGGCCUCAAGAAGCUCUCUGCAGAUCACUCUCUCUCCCAAGACUGUAAUUACUUUCAGCAGUGAACACAGCCAUAGCUCGACACGACAGACCACAAAGCAGAACACAGCAACCCCUCAAACAAGAAAACAAGUCGGAUUUCUGCUGUCUAACAAAGCGUUGUCCGUGGAAAGUUUUCUACACUGGAUUAAACUUGGGACUGAAAUAAGGAGACGACAGAGAAAAACAGCUUUGGGGAUAAAUAUGUCCUUCCCUGUGCAGAAGUCGGCAGCCUCAGUUGUGGAGAGAACCACCAGCUUUGGUGGAGACACAUUGCCUCCCUGUGCUCGUAAAGCACACCAACAGCCCGAGCAGAGAUUGCCUCUUCAGAUUCGGUGUGGGCUGAGAUUAGCACUCACGAUGCUCCCACUGAAAUUCAGCUGCGCCCUGACAUUUGUGCAGCGAUUACUUCUAUUCCCCGAGGCUCAGAUGGAAAACGCAGUGAGAUUUCUUAUUUUUAUUCCUCCCUGCUGCCUUGCCUUGCAGACUGCCGCCCAGUCCGCAGAACCGGCUGCCAGGUGGUCCCUGCAGGGGCAGGAUCCUCCGAACAGACUGCAUUUUGAAAAUACAACAGAACAAGUAAAAGCUCCGAA
Messenger RNA from Cygnus atratus (black swan), 2425 nucleotides. RefSeq names its product secreted frizzled-related protein 5-like. The record is from RefSeq and is a predicted model, not a curated record. Bases 1 to 924 code for a protein of 307 amino acids. Gene Ontology annotation, biological process: non-canonical Wnt signaling pathway; canonical Wnt signaling pathway; negative regulation of canonical Wnt signaling pathway. Gene Ontology annotation, molecular function: Wnt-protein binding. Lineage: Eukaryota; Metazoa; Chordata; Aves; Anseriformes; Anatidae. The transcript is spliced from 4 exons.